CCCAGAGAUGAUAAACCAGUUGGUUCUUUCCUUACUGAGUUCUUCUGUAUCUUGUGAAAACGGAUUAUCGUUGUGGAUGCUUCCUUUCUUCUUUGUGUUUGGACCGUUUAAUACUUUUAUUUUUUGUUUAUGUGUGGUGAAAUUUGAGUGAUUACGGCACUUGUUUAUUGCAGCAUAAACCAUGUCUCGGUACCGCAAAUGUGCAGUUAGAAGCUGUCAGGACAGUGUUUCAAUACGGCAGAGGUUCCUGAUCAACAAAUAUCCAACACGACUGAUGAAAUUCUUGGAAAACCAUCAACUUCAGCAUCAUCACAACAGUUGGGAGAAGUUUGCUCAGUUACCACCUCACAACCAGAAAAUCUUGAUGUAACUACAGUAGAAGGAGUGAGGAGCAUUAUUCAGAAGCAAGUUCCUCAAGGACAGAAUCUGGAUUAUUGCAUAAGGUACACGUAACCAGAGAAACCCACUUAAGUCCAAAAGCUAAAAACCUAUAUAAGAUAGCCAGUCACCUCUCUAGAGCUAACAGAAGACUAGGAUAUACAAGAAGGUUGAUUAGAAGUACCAGAAGUACAAGAGAAGUAUUAAAUGAGGCAUUGCAGCAAUUGGACAGCACUAUAGCUACUUUUAUCAAAAGCCAGAUCACACUGGCUGGUAGUAAAUCACAGGGAUGCAGAUAUAGCUUAGAAGACAAAUUGAUGGGACUUAUACUUCAUAAACAAAGUGGUAGGGGAUAUCGAGCAUUAUCAAAAAUAUUUGCUUUGCCCUCAAAAAAAACAAUAAUGCAGCUAUUAAACCCGAUUCCCAUCAAUCCAGGUGUAAAUAAUGUGAUUUUUAAAGAAGGGAAUACUUGCAUUCAAGAGUAAGUGGUAGAGUAGCCACCUGGGGAAACUUCGCCUCGCAGUGUGGAUGGAUUUCUAAAGACAUUAUUAUUAUUAUUAUUAUUAUAUUUAGCUUUGUGAGAAAAGGUGAUAUAAUUUGUAUAUGAAUGAUUGACCAUAAAAUGACUAUAAUUAU
Acanthoscelides obtectus is the source of this 1014-nucleotide messenger RNA. NCBI's taxonomy places the organism in Eukaryota, Metazoa, Arthropoda, Insecta, Coleoptera, Chrysomelidae. The record is from the annotation of a GenBank genome assembly.